Messenger RNA from Etheostoma spectabile (orangethroat darter), 3259 nucleotides. RefSeq names its product tumor protein D52 (gene tpd52). Gene Ontology annotation, cellular component: cytoplasm. The record is from RefSeq and is a predicted model, not a curated record. Gene Ontology annotation, biological process: B cell differentiation. Bases 537 to 1205 code for a protein of 222 amino acids. Lineage: Eukaryota; Metazoa; Chordata; Actinopteri; Perciformes; Percidae. The transcript has 6 exons.
UACGUUUGACGACAGUAAGUGAGGGAAGGAAUUGACAGAGAGACUUGAGGAGUAUUGAAACCGGAAUGUCACGCAGUAUCACUGCAACACUUGAAGCAGCUAGCAUCUGAAAACAACACUGAUUGCUCAAAUGGAUGUUUGAAGGAUGGAUUGAGAAUUGACCUUUGGGAUUACGGUGGAGAGGAAGAGGGAGAGUGUGAGUGUAACGCCUGCUUGAAAGGACAGGUAACUUAUUAACAGCAAGAAAGGAGCAGAGGGUAUACAACGCCUUGGCCUGCUGCAGAAACAGAAAAUGGAACCCUGCUUCACUGUACUCUCACUUUAACCACCUGAAAGCAGGCAGCUGUCACACAUACACACACACACACACACACACAUACACAGAUAUUGUGUCCUGCUGUCGCACACGCCAGAAGUCCAGGACGCUGUAAACAAGGAAGCACAGAGCUGACACGCGCCUGGAUCACAUGCCGACAAUCAGCGCUCGGCUGGCUUUGCUUAGGUAGUGGUAGACUAACACGCUCCAAGCUGUAAACAUGGAGCCCCUGGAGGAAUACCACUCUCCGUUUGACUUUGAACAAGGAGUCAACGCCAGCUACCUUUACCUCUCCCCGGCCUACAGUGACACGCCACCCAGCUCGCCAGCUGUUAAAGCCAGAGGUUCCCAGCAACAUCCGGACUCUAUCCCAGAGGUGGGAGAAGAUGCUGUGACGUCUGUGGGUCCCUCUUCUGCUACCCCCGCCAUGACAGAGGAGGAACAGCGGGAGCUACAAGAAGAAUUGGUCAAGGUUGAGGAUGAGAUCCUGACUCUGUCCCAGGUGUUGGCAGCCAGGGAGAAGCAGUUGGCAGACAUUAAGAGGAAGCUGGGCAUCACACCUCUCAAUGAGCUGAAACAGAACUUCACCAAAACCUGGCAAGAGGUCACCACCUCCACGGCCUAUAGGAGGACGUCUGAAACGCUGUCUCAGGCGAGUCUGAAGGCCACAGCAGCGUUCACCAAUGUGGGCUCAGCCAUCACCAGGAAGCUUGAGGAUGUCAGGAAUGCACCAACUUUCAAGUCAUUUGAGGAGAAAGUAGAGACUUUGAAGACCAAGAUGAGUCCAUCAGCGUCCACCAGUAACCCUGGCGAGCAGGACAACGCCAGCGACACCACCGAGUCUUUGCUCAGUCAGCCAGAAGGCUCGCCCACCCAGGAGAUAAACUGAGACUUGCCUGACCCCUCCCUCCCAACCUCCCACCCGCCUUUCCUCACUUGACCUUCUAACCCCUAGACCGUCAACACUCACCCACUAAACUCUUGUGUGCCAGUCUCCUUUUAUUGGAAACUAGUGACUUACCACAGCCUUUCUUAUGAUCUAAUUGUCUGGUCUUUUUUGUCUGACACUUGUGUUUGCUUGUUAUCUGGUGUGGAAACUGAAAGCACGGGAUGCAGGAAUGUGGUCUUGUGUCGAUCGUAUAUUUUAAUCUAUUCUGGCUCGCUGUAGGAGAAAUCCUCCCUGCUGUAUAACAUUCCUUUUCUCCUGUCCUUUACCUCAUGCACUCCUUAUUUCUCCGUCUUUGUCUAACCAGCAAAGCUCAGAUGCCAAACAUGCUCCUAGUUUAUUUUUUCUUUACGAAAUUAAAAGUUUACUUAUUUUGUUUCAGUGUAGAAAAUUGCACAAAUACAGAAAUAUUACAAACCUAUUUUCAAUAGUACUUAUUUUGUCUGCCUCUAUUUUGGGGCCAUUCAUGGUUUACUAUGGGUUUCCGUUUUCUUGGUGAUAUUAGUUUAGUCAAUCAUAAACACUAUGGUCAAAAUAUGAAAGUAUGUCUUUUUUGUGUAAUACAGGUACUAUGUUUUGUAACCACAGUACUAAGCCACUGAUACUAGUGUCACGGCUGCAGCCACAACUCCAAAGCUUAUAUUUCAAAACACACUUUAGAAUAAAAAUCAUCCCUUUUCCCAUUGUUAAGAAUCCGUCCAAAUCGUAUCUCCACGCUUAAAUAGUUACAGGAAAACAGCCAAGAUCAGCAGAACAUAGGCAGAGAAAACACACAGUCAAGGUUCAGCCUUGACCCGAGGUGAGAGCCAGAGUCAAUAUUUAAACACUUGUUCAUUGUUUCUGCCUUAGAGGUAACACCCAGUCUCUCCCCUUUCUGUGAUACAGAUAAAAGCAAAGCAAGAGACUGCUCUGGCUGUUAUUUUGUAACAACCAUUAGAUGGACUAUCAUGAGAUUUGGGGAUCCCUUAACUUUUCAUUCCAACACCAUAAUCAGGUCAACAAUCGUCCAAUAAUUUGGUUUAUGACUAAAUACCUGCAAAACUAAUGAUAUUCAUGUUUGUGCUAAUUAGCAAAUGUUAGCACGCUAACCUGCUAAAUAAAGAUGGUAAAUAUGGUAAACAUUAUUUCUGCUUACCAUCAGCAUGUUAGCAUGCUGAUGUGCCUAAGCACAGCCUUGUUUUGAAAGUUUCUAGGACACAUUUUCAAAAUCUGCUUCUUUUGAUAAUUGCAGGGUUAUAUACAGUAGGCUAUUUUCUGAAAAUGCUGCUUUCAUACAGACCAAAAACUGUUUUGAAUAUUAUAAGUAUAUAUAUAAUCAAUCAGCGUAGUAUCAACUGUUUUACAAUCUUUUGCUGCUUUACAUUUGCCUGGGAACCAGACGAAUCUGCAAGCUCAUGUUGUAGUUGCUCUGGCAACCCUGACCCUUACAUCAGCAGUUUGGUCUGCUUAUUUUCUGGUAUACUAUUAAACAGUUGCUCUCACCAUAGUUGUCUGAUAUGCACUGGGUGACUGUAGGACGAUAAAUUAAACGUGGCAAACAGAGCCAGUCUGAACACAGCCAAGGCGUCCUCUGGUACACAAAGGGAGGACACAGGGAUUUAACACAUAUUUCUAAAACUUCUCCUGAGCUUGGGCAGGAUCUGGACCAUUGGCUAAACACUUAAUCAUUAGUGAUGCAAUGUGCAACACAAACUGUGAAUCGGCAUCCCGAGAAGACACCACAUAUAGGCCGGGGGAUUUCUCCUGUUAACAUCUUAAUUUGACUCAUGAAACAACUGUGUUUGCUGGACAGAAAAUAGAUUUUCCGUAGUACAGUAUCUCAUGCAUCACAUCACUUUCCAGCCAUGACCUGGUUCACUGAGAGAAUUUAUUAAAGCCUUUUAUCUGGCAUGAGGGUUGUAUUUGUAUUUAGUCAUACAACACACAUUUGUUUGUUCUUCAAUUGGAACUGUGGAGCGAAGACAUGCUCUAAUUAAAAAUACCUCUGAAGUAACCUU